Gekko japonicus is the source of this 4081-nucleotide messenger RNA. RefSeq names its product dihydrolipoamide dehydrogenase (gene DLD). Gene Ontology annotation, cellular component: mitochondrion; oxoglutarate dehydrogenase complex. Gene Ontology annotation, molecular function: flavin adenine dinucleotide binding; dihydrolipoyl dehydrogenase (NADH) activity. The transcript has 14 exons. Bases 165 to 1688 code for a protein of 507 amino acids. Lineage: Eukaryota; Metazoa; Chordata; Lepidosauria; Squamata; Gekkonidae. The record is from RefSeq and is a predicted model, not a curated record.
UUGCCUUGGAGUGGAGGGAUGCGGUCUCCCUUACUUCCCCGUCCUCUCCCCGCUCAAAGCGCCUGCGCGAGUCCUAAGAGUCCUUGGGUUUGCUGCCUUGGACGGCAGGCAGAGAAGAAGAGACAGCGGCGGCAGCAGCCUGGCGGCGGUCUGGGCCGGGCAAGAUGCAGAAUUGGGGCCGGGUCUGCUGGGCUCUCGGCCAGAGAAGUCAUUGUGGCCGGAUUCAUGGCUUACAAGGUAUUUCCGCAGUGCCUUUAAGGACUUACGCUGAUCAAGUUGAUGCUGAUGUUACAGUCAUUGGAUCUGGUCCUGGAGGUUAUGUUGCUGCCAUAAAAGCUGCUCAACUUGGCUUUAAGACUGUUUGUGUGGAGAAAAAUGAGACAUUAGGUGGAACCUGUUUGAAUGUCGGAUGUAUACCUUCCAAAGCCUUACUGAACAAUUCACACCUCUAUCAUUUGGCCCAUGGCAAAGACUUUGCUAGUAGAGGAAUUGAAAUUACAGGGCUCCGACUGAAUUUAGAGAAGAUGAUGGAACAGAAGAGUGGUGCAGUGAAGGCUUUAACAGGUGGAAUUGCUCAUUUGUUUAAACAGAAUAAGGUGACGCAUGUGUCCGGUUUUGGAAAAAUAACAGGGAAAAAUCAGGUCACAGCAACUAAAGAUGACGGCAGCAAUCAGGUUAUUAAUACGAAGAAUAUUCUUAUUGCUACAGGCUCAGAAGUAACACCUUUCCCUGGAAUUACGAUUGACGAGGACACAAUUGUAUCAUCUACUGGUGCAUUAUCUUUAAAACAAGUCCCUGAAAAAAUGGUGGUCAUUGGUGCAGGAGUCAUUGGUGUGGAACUAGGCUCAGUGUGGCAGCGUCUAGGUGCUGAUGUAACAGCUGUGGAGUUCCUUGGCCAUGUCGGUGGUUUGGGCAUUGAUAUGGAGAUCUCUAAGAACUUCCAACGAAUUUUACAGAAACAAGGGAUUAAAUUUAAACUCAAUACUAAAGUUACUGGUGCAACCAAGAAACCAGAUGGAAAGAUAGAUGUUUCGAUUGAAGCCGCUGCUGGAGGCAAAGCGGAAGUGAUCACUUGUGACGUCCUCCUAGUGUGUGUUGGCCGGCGCCCUUUUAGUAAGAACCUUGGUCUGGAAGAUGUGGGUAUUGAACUAGACAACAGGGGUAGAAUCCCAAUCAACAACAGAUUCCAAACAAAAAUUCCCAAUAUCUACGCUAUUGGUGACGUAGUGGCUGGACCGAUGCUUGCUCACAAAGCUGAAGAUGAAGGGAUUCUGUGUGUCGAGGGAAUGGCUGGAGGUGCUGUUCACAUUGACUACAACUGUGUGCCCUCAGUAAUUUACACACACCCUGAGGUUGCUUGGGUCGGCAAAUCGGAAGAACAGCUGAAAGAGGAGGGGACAGAAUACAAGGUUGGAAAAUUUCCAUUUGCUGCAAACAGCAGAGCCAAGACCAAUGCAGACACAGAUGGCUUGGUUAAGAUUCUAAGUCACAAGUCCACAGACAGGAUGCUGGGAGCUCAUAUUCUAGGCGCGGGUGCUGGAGAAAUGGUGAAUGAAGCUGCUCUUGCAAUGGAAUAUGGAGCAUCAUGUGAAGAUGUAGCUAGAGUCUGCCAUGCCCAUCCGACUGUAUCUGAAGCAUUCAGGGAAGCCAACCUAGCGGCAUCGUUUGGCAAGGCUAUCAACUUCUAAAAAAAGGAAAUCCCUAAUGUACAAAGCACAUUUUUUGGUGAAAACUGAUGGAGAUCUUUGUGGAAUGUUGAGUCUUUUGAAUACUUCUAGAACUGAAUUAAGUGAACUUUUUGUUUAAAACAUGGCAUAUUUAAACAAAUUAGGGGUUCGGAAAAUAAUGAUUUCACCCAGCAGCUGUGUAUACAACAUGUUUGUAUUGUUAGCUUGUAUAAAGUUCUGCAGAGGACAGACUGCAACAAAGGCAUCUCAAGGUUGUGGGCGACUGAAAGGUUCCAUCAUGUAUCUGGGUAAAAUAUACUGGCUGAUACUCUCCAGUGCUGUUGCUCUGUCAUUGCUAAGGAAUGGGGAUUUCAGUGUCAAGUUGGCACUUUAAAAUGCGUUACUGUCAACUUUGCACAUUGCAGUUGUGGUUUCCAAACUUUGUGAGCCUACCGGCACCUUUGGAAUUCUGAAACAGCAUGGUGGUUGCAGCCACAAAAUCGUGACCAUACAAUGGCUGCUGCAGGAGUCAGAGUGAGUCACAAAAUGUAUGCUGCACCUUACCUCGCGUUGCAGUGGCAGCUGCUGCUGAAGCAACAUUUUUUAAAAAUCUCCAGUGGCCAAUCAGAAGCCUUCCUGGCCAAAAGACCCAUCUGGCCCUGCCCCCUUCUGGAAGCACUUUGGACACCAAAAAAAGUGCUGGUGGAUGCCAUGGCACCCAUGGACAUCACACUGGGGGAUGUCUGUAGUGAAAGAGGGGGCAGCAGUGUAUUUCAUCACACCACAACCUCUUUAUUACCUUGAAGUAAAUCUAGGAUCAUCCUAUAUCAUAGAGGACUCCUAAGAGACUUUCAAAACUGAUUUGGCUGUACGAAUAGCAUUUGUAUCUCUGCAUUUUUUUCAUACUGAAAAACCCUCAGGUUUAAUUAAAUUGUGCAAAAUAAAAUAAAAUCUUGGAGAAGCAAAAAAAUGAGUUGGGAAACAGUUGGGAAGAAUACUUGUGAAACUUCCCAGCUUCAUUAAAAAAAUUCUAAAUUAUUAGCUAUAAUGAGUAAAUGCUGUCACUGGGAGGGCUUAGUAUGCUAGACAGAGUGGGAAUUGUGUUUUCCUUCAUGCAGUCUGUGUUGGCAACAUAACUUUCAUGCUGUAUGAUUUACCCCCCUGUGAUGCUGGCUAGUGCUGGUUCUCUAGACAAGUCCAAGGGUCCUGACUAGACCAUUAGCAGUAAGAUGAUAGCUAAAAACACUUGUGAGGCUCCCUGCUUCUUUACUUUACAUUCUGCUUCCCUGUUCCUGCAUGGUGGGACCCAGAAAAGUAGGAAGUGACUAAAUCACAGGGAGCACGAAUCUUCAGCAAGAAAUGAAUUAAUUUUUGAACGUCUCAUGUGAACCUAAAAUUCCCACUCCUAGUGGAGGCUGCCUGCUGCAGCUCUGCCUGCUUUGCUGCUCCCCAAACCUUUUCUUCUUCAAAUCUACUUCUUUUGGAAGCCUGUAAUUUGAUAUGAAGGGAUUGCAGAAACACAGGACCUGGAAGGAGGGGGACUCAGAAGGGUGACAUAGGCAGGAAUGGCUGGAGGUGUCAUUGUGGCUAGUUCUGAUUCUUGAACAUUUUUAUCUAUCCCCUCUGAAGUUUUGGGGUGCAGGGAUGCAAGGUGGCUUUAGUUUUUAAAGAAGUAAGCCUCAGCUACCAGAAUUUGGGGAGCCACAGCUGUAAAUAGAACAUAAUACUUAGUAAUUGUAUAGUUCUUUGUUCAAAGAACAAUUGAACAUACUGUACCUCUUCCUCCCAAGUUACAUAUAUGGCCUGAGUGUGUAUACAUUCCAAAAGACUCUACAGCCAUGCUCUCCAACCCCAUGUAACCCUCAUGGCAAUUUGUGACCCCCCCCCCACAGAGCUUUUUGAAAGAAAGGCUGACACAAACCGUGCAAAAGGUGCAAUACAGCCUGCUUCUCAUUGCAUGCAGCCUGAGAUGAACAGCAGGCCAAGGAGGAGAGCUGCUCAGCAGUGGAGACAUUUUCCUUUUAGCAAUGGAAAGGGCAGCAACAACUCCCACUGCAGAAGCUUUCUCUCUCUUUCUUCUCUCUCCCGUCCUUUCCUUCCUCUCUCACUCGCUCUCUUUCGGCCUCACAAUUCUCGACCUUUGCUUGUUGGCCCUCCUGUGCUCUGUGCACACUUGUAGCGCAGAGCCAGCCUGCACUGACUCCUACUGUUAGAGAUACGACUAUAUUGUCAUGUGCAUAUGGCCCUGAAGACUGAAGGGAGGUGGAAAAAUUUGAGAUGAGACUUGAACUUCCCAUAUCACAGCUCAUUUAACCAAAGAAAGUGAUUAUUUGGGUUUCUUAGUCACAUAACCCAUUUCUAGUAUCCACUAGCCUGUACCAUAAUGUCACCUUCAGAGAUCUGAGAAAAUAGUU